CCACCACACACGUAUCCCCCGCCUCCUCCUAGGGUUCCGGCGAUGGCGCACGGCGGCCAGCCCCGCCGCGCCCCCGCCGCGCGCCGCCCCAAGCCGUCGGCGUCGUCCUCCGCGCCCUCCAACGACCGCAAGCGGAAGCGCGCGUCCGCCGCCAAGACCGUCACGCUCAAGAACCAGAUCCGCUCCACCGAGCGCCUUCUCCGCAAGGACCUUCCUAAUGACAUGAGGGUGGCCCAAGAGAAGAAAUUGGAAGAACUAAAGAAGCAGCAAGAACUUCAGAAUCAACUGGCUGUUCAGCGAACAGUACAGUUGAGAGAUAGAAAGAUAAAGUUCUUCGAGAGGCGAAAGAUUGAGAGGAUGAUAAGGCGCCUUGACAAACAGCAACGUACAAAUGCUGAUGAUGCCAGCAACAAGCUGCCAGCGUUGCGCGAAGAUCUCGAAUAUGUUAGAUUUUUCCCAAAGAAUGAGAAAUAUUUCCCUCUGUUCACCGGGGGGAAUACCCCAGAUGUUGUAGAAAAGAGGAAUGCAUGGCGUAAGCAGAUCAAGGAGAAUCUUAUGGCUGCUGCAGCAAAUGGAAAGGACUUAGAAGAGACAGCAAGUGAUGAUGAUGCCUUGGAUGUGAGUGAUGAUGACUUCUUCAUGUCUGGAAGUUCAAGCGAUGAAGAGGCAGAUGAUGAGCUGACCGACAAAAGUGCAAAAGAACCUGGUGGCUCAGGCAGGGCAGCGUCUGGUAUGUCAAGCGAUGAAAAGAACCAGCGGCAGAUAGAUGCUCGAGUUCUUAUGCCACCACCUCGCCCAUUACCACCAAAUAGAGCUAGAUCUGUGGAUAAACGUGCGAUGUCCAGCUCUAGCAAUGCUUCGGCCAGCACAAGUGGCAACUCGUUCAAAAACAGGAGAGCAUCAAAUGCGUCGGCAGAUCACAACAGCACUCUUAGUUCAAAUUCUGAUGCUCACAAGCCGCGUCGGAAAAGGAGACCUAAGAAAAAGAAGCAGGCAUGAAUAUUCCGAAGCUCGAGGGAUGCAUCAACCACGAAGAUCUCAUCUCACCAAAGUGUACCUCGGAGGCAUGUUAAUUUGAAAAAGAAACAAAAACCGCAGCAUGUGUGACCGAGCAAGCCGAUGAUUUUGUACGCUUGCUCUCGAUGUAAAAUGACCCUCUUUUUGUUGCUCCGCAUCCGAUUGUCGUACAGAAACACUAGCAGUUGUAAACUGAUAGCAUGCUUGUUUUUACCCGUGGAGUGGAGUAAAUCUUUUUUCACAUGAUCC
This is a messenger RNA of Lolium rigidum, 1266 nucleotides long. RefSeq names its product rRNA-processing protein efg1-like. Gene Ontology annotation, cellular component: preribosome, small subunit precursor; nucleolus. Lineage: Eukaryota; Viridiplantae; Streptophyta; Magnoliopsida; Poales; Poaceae. The coding region runs from base 43 to 999 and encodes 318 amino acids. Gene Ontology annotation, biological process: maturation of SSU-rRNA from tricistronic rRNA transcript (SSU-rRNA, 5.8S rRNA, LSU-rRNA). The record is from RefSeq and is a predicted model, not a curated record. The transcript is spliced from 8 exons.